Coffea arabica (coffee) is the source of this 3546-nucleotide messenger RNA. The record is from RefSeq and is a predicted model, not a curated record. Lineage: Eukaryota; Viridiplantae; Streptophyta; Magnoliopsida; Gentianales; Rubiaceae.
AUGGUGGAAUUCAUGUCUGGUCUCUGUUGUCUAAGUUCUGAAGCCUUUGACAGAGGCAGUUGCGGAGUUAUUGCUGACCUGUCUGUGGGUUACACUGAACAAAUGAUGACUGCAAGUUUUGAAAGCUUACUUACGGAAUGUUUGCAGGAAUCUGGAAACCAGAAGUUUGUUAUUUUGAUUGACAAGCUUAUAUCCAGAAUUGGAUUUCAUAGAGUUAUUGCUGGUGCUGUUGCUCAUGAUUCUCCAACUGUGUCUGAGGAGCCUACUGUAAAUCUGACAACCUCAGAGGUUUCUUAUUCUCGUGCCUGGCUGGCUGCGGAAAUAUUAUGCACCUGGAAAUGGCCUGGUGGUAGUGCUUUUAGCUCGUUUUUGCCUCUCCUAAGUGCUUAUGUAAUCAGUCAAGAUUAUUCUCCUGCUCAUGGCCUUUUAGAUUCUAUUGUUUCCAUUUUGCUUGAUGGUGCUCUUAUGCAUGGAGAAAGUGGUGAACUGACUCCUGGAAAUGUAUGGCCUGGGUUGUAUCAUGAGGCUGAGAGUAUCAGUGAGCCCUUUCUAAGAGCGCUCAUAGCAUUACUCUCUACUCUUUUUCAAAAAAAUAUAUGGGGAAAGGACAAAGCUGUGCCAUAUUUUAGGAUGCUUCGAGAGAAACUCUUUAUUGGUGAAACAGUGAACUUAAAUUGUUUGAAUGUUCUUCCUGCAUGUAUGGAAGUUUUUAUAGCACCGCUGAGCAUUGCUUCUGAUGCAUCCCACAAAAGCGACCAGCCUGAUGAUUUCAUAGAAUGUGAGCUACAUGUUACUGUUGUGGACUGGCUCCGGAAAACUGCAUGCUUCCCUCCUCUAAAUACAUGGCAAAGUGGAAAAGAUAUGGAAGGUUGGUUUCAGCUAGUUUUAUCCUGUUAUCCUGUAAGUGCAGCAAAAGGAGUGAAUUGUAUAAAGAAACAAAGGAGUAUUGACUCUCUGGAGAGAGGUGUUCUUUUUGAAUUAUUUCGGAAGCAAAGACAAAAUUUUGGUGCAGCAACUUUGAUUAACAAACUGCCCAUGGUCCAAGUUUUAUUGUCAAAGCUUCUACUGGUUUCAGUUGCUUAUUGUUGGGAGGAUUUCAAUCAUGAUGAUUGGGAGUUUGUCUUGUAUCGCUUAAGAUGGUGGAUCGAAUCCACAGUUGUGAUGAUGGAAGAAGUUGCUGAAAGUGUGAAUGAUGCUAUUACAAGCAGUUCAACUUGUAGUGAUUUGGAAGCUACUUUAAACAAGCUUAUGCUUACAGCUUCAAAUGUAGACCAUUCUGCUAUAAAUAUUGCAAGAAAUGCUCUUGCUGCAUUUUCUUUGUUUUGUGGCCAUCUUGGGAAUGAAAACAAUGAACUGGAAGAUAAUUUAAACCCAUUGAGGAAUGACAGAUGGGAGAUCAUGAAAGAUCGAAUUUAUGAGUGUAUUCUUCGUCUGUUUUUUUCUACUGGUGUUGCUGAGUCGAUAGAAGGCUCUUUCUGCAGUGAAUCUUCAUCUUUUAUAGCAGCAUCUAGGCUAGAGGAUUCGCAGUUCUGGGAGCUAGUUGCUUCAUCUGUUGCUGAGUCAUCCUCACACGCAAGAGACAAAGCCGCAAAAUCAGUUGAUAUGUGGGGACUAAGUAAAGGGCCCCUUGAUUCUUUAUAUGCUAUCCUCUUUUCUUCAAAACCCCUUCCUCAUCUGCAGUUUGCUGCCUAUACUCUUCUCUCUAGUGAACCUAUAUCACAUGUGGCUUUUAUAAGUGAAGAAUUUAAAACAUCAUUUGAUGAAGAUACUUCCAGUAAUCAGGGUUCUGUCCUUCCCGAUUUGGCUUCAGAACAGAAUUUCCGUUUGAGGGACGAAAUCAGUUUCAUGUUUGAAAGAUUCCCCCGUGAAGUCCUUGAUAUGGAUUUAUUGGCCUGUAAACGGGUAAAUCUAUUUGUUAUUUGGUCUUUGUUGCUAUCACAUCUAGUGUCUUUGCCGUCGUCAACAUCUGCAAGGGAGAAAAUGGUUCAGUACAUGCAAGAUACUGCUGAUUCAACAAUACUGGAUUGCAUUUUCCAACAUAUUCCAUUGGAAUCCUUGGCUGGGUCCAGCUUGAAAAGGAAAGAACUUCCACCUGCUGUGUCAAGGGCAGCAACAGCUGCUGCACAUGCCAUCACUACUGGUUCAGUAUUGCUUUCUGUGGAAAAUCUUUGGCCUCUUGAAGCAGAGAAAAUGACUUCAUUGGCUGGUGCAAUAUAUGGUCUGAUGCUCUGCAUGCUUCCAGCUUAUGUUCGAGAAUGGUUUAACAGUAUACGUGAUCGCUCUAGGUCAUCUAUGAUUGAAUCCUUCACAAUAAGAUGGUGCAGCCCUCUGCUGAUAAAAAAUGAGCUAAAUCAGAUCAAGAAAGCUGAUUUUGCUGAUGAGAAUUUCUCAGUUAGUGUGAGUAAAUCUGCCAAUGAGGUUGUGGCUACCUACACAAAGGAUGAAACAGGCAUGGAUCUAGUCAUUCGACUUCCUGCAUCUUAUCCGCUUCGAUCUGUGGAUGUAGAUUGUACUAGGAGCCUUGGCAUUAGUGACGUGAAGCAGAGAAAGUGGUUAAUGUCAAUGAUGUUAUUUGUUCGCAAUCAGAAUGGUGCCUUAGCCGAAUCAAUACGAAUAUGGAAAAGCAACUUUGACAAGGAAUUUGAAGGUGUGGAGGAGUGUCCCAUCUGUUACAGUGUCAUCCAUACUUCUAACCAUAGCCUUCCACGCCUAGCAUGCAAAACCUGCAAGCAUAAGUUCCACUCAGCCUGCCUCUACAAGUGGUUUUCGACUUCUCACAAGUCUACUUGCCCAUUAUGCCAGUCUCCUUUCUGAUCUCGUUGAGUUCAAGCACAAGACUGGUUACCAUGGAGCCUGCCUUGGAAGGGAUUUGCAACUUCUCAAAGAAGCUUUUUUGUCCAGUUUCUUUGAUCUUGAUGCAUAAGGAAUUGGUUUUUGAUCUUGCACCCGUAGACUAGUUUAUUUGUAACCGAAAAAAAAAAGAAUGGGCUUGAGGCAGGAUUAGUAGACCUUGAAGAAAACCAAGCUGUGAGCUUCAUGAGUGGGUAAAUACUUUCAUUACCACAAAUGGUUUUCCUCACCUUGUCAGUGAAGUUCAGCGGAGAAAGAACACUGAUAUAUAUUUUGAGAACCCUGAGUGGAGAAUAUUGAUAUAGAUUUUGAGAACCCUGUCUGGCUUUGUUGGAGACUCAGUAUACCUGGAGAUGUAGAAGCUUAGAUAUAGCUUUGUAGAGCAGAAUGUUCUGGAAUGAUAGUUUCUGGCAAUCCUAGAACUGGAAGCGAGGCACAUCUAGUUUAAACUUUAAAGUGACAACUGUAGCAAAAUUUGUCUCAAAUCAGUUUUAUGUACAAUAGAGAUGGAUGAACAGCCAAAGUUGUAGGAAGAACGUUCUGUGGAGGCUUUUUCUUUUUUUUUUUUUUUUUUUUUUUAAAAGGUCUUGAAUUUGGGACCUUCCACAUAUAUUCUCUUUUUCUGUACCAUCCAGCCAUCCUUCCCCUCACGCAUCCUGGAGUUUGCAAUGAGUAUCUCUCAAUGGUUCUCCGAUC